Molecule: messenger RNA, 1314 nt
Organism: Cynoglossus semilaevis (tongue sole)
Lineage: Eukaryota; Metazoa; Chordata; Actinopteri; Pleuronectiformes; Cynoglossidae
Product: short chain dehydrogenase/reductase family 16C member 5
Exons: 7
Coding region: 158-1078 (306 amino acids)
Cellular component (GO): lipid droplet
Molecular function (GO): oxidoreductase activity, acting on the CH-OH group of donors, NAD or NADP as acceptor
Source: RefSeq, a predicted model, not a curated record
UGGUACAUGUAGGCGUCUUCUGCUGCCAUUUCCGUUUUUUUUUUUGGUAUGUCACGGAUAAGUUAAAAAAGAAACACAGGCCAUCAAACCAACGGUCCAGACUCACACCGCGUCCCCCCGGAGGUUGUCGACUGCUGAGGUAACAUCGAGAGCCAUCAUGAACUUCUUCCUGGAGACACUUAUGGUUCUCCUGAUGUCCAUCUGGUACACCUUGGAAGCUCUUGUGUAUACCUUCAUACCAAGACGGAAGAAAAACAUCUCUGGGGAAGUGGUCUUAAUCACAGGGGCGGGGAGCGGGAUUGGUCGUCUCAUGGCUCAGGAGUUUGCGUCUCACGGCACAGUCCUGGUGUUGUGGGACAUCAACCAAGACGGCAUGAAGGAGACAGCCAAACUGGUGAAGGAGUGUGGAGCCAGAAAAGUUCAUUACUAUCUGUGUGACUGCAGCGAUCGCAACGAGGUUUACAGAGUGGCUGAGCAGGUGAAACGGGAGGUGGGUGACGUCAGCAUACUGGUGAACAACGCUGGGAUUGUAACAGGGAAGAAGUUCAUGGAUGCUCCUGACUCCUUGAUUGAAAAGACAAUGGAAAUCAACACCAUGGCUCACUUCUGGACGUACAAGGCCUUCCUUCCUGCUAUGAUCGCCAACAACCACGGACACCUGGUCAGCAUUGCCAGUUCUGCUGGACUUGUGGGAGUCACCGGGCUGGCAGACUACUGCGCCAGCAAAUUUGGCGCAGUAGGGUUUGCGGAGUCUAUCGGUCUGGAGAUGCUGGCCACUGGGAAAGAUGGCAUCAAAACCACCCUUGUGUGUCCGUUCUUCAUCAACACUGGGAUGUUUGAUGGCUGUCAAACCAAGUGGCCAACUAUUAUGCCCAUUCUGAAACCUGAAUAUGCUGCCAAGAAGAUCCUUCAUGCUGUGCUCACAGACCAGACGUACUUACUGAUGCCCAAGAGCAUGUACUUCAUCGUUGGUUUAAAAAAUAUUCUCCCCACAAAGAUGGGCAUUCUGCUGGGGUGGUACAUGGGAGCCUUCAACUUCAUGGACAAGUUCAUAGGACGCAACCAAAAACAGAAGUGAAGCCAUGAGAACGCUGUCCACGUCAACACGUCUCUGAAGACCAUCGGGGGAUCAUGGUGUUGAUGAUGAUGAUGACUUUUGGUUUCUUUUAACCGUACACUUUGGGCUUUGGCAUUAAAAUAACACCAUAAACAUUUUUUUUAAUGAAAAAAAAAAGAUUUAACAAAAUUGUACAAAUGCAACAGUUGUAAUAGUGUCAGCCAACGUCAACCUCCAUAAAGGACUUAAAAAAAAAA